GGAAAAAAAAAAAAAACAGCCCACGGACUUCCCGCUUCUCCCCGCUUGAGCUUGUCUCCACUCUCUGAAAACCUCUCCCUGCUCCUUCCUACGCUUUCAUUUCCCCUUAAAAAAAAAAAAAAAGAGAGAACCGUAACUCCAGAAUUUAUUUAUUAAUUUCCUUUUUUUGUUGUGAAACCCUCUCCAGAUCUUUUCUUUUCCUAUAUCUCUUUCUCUUCAGCCAAACACCUUCUUCACUCUCUCCAGAUCUGAAUCUGCAAAGAAAUCCUUGAAUUCUUGUGUGCAACAAGUACUAGAGCAAUUAAAAAGUUUAAGGGCCAUGUUUUAGCAAGUUGGAUGACAAAAUUUGUGUAACUGACCCUAUGGAAAAGGACAACACCAGUGAUAAAAAUAUAACAGAUUCUUCCAUUGAUGAAAAACUAGAGGGAAAUACUGAUGGAAUUCACAAAGAAGAUCAGGGGAAACCCAUGGAGGAGGUGCAAAGUCUGAACAUCAGAAAGGACGAUGUUAAUAAGUUAGAUGAUUGUAAUGGACAAGACAGAUUGGGUGACAACAGGGAUCAGAACAGAGUCUCGGAAUCUAGAGAUGUUGGGGACAAUUUAGACAAUGAUGAUAAACAUGUUGAACAAGGUGACAAGAUGAAUAAGGAUUGGGUUUUAGAUUCUAAAGCUCAAGAAGAAAUGAAUGAGACUACAAAAGAAGUUCUUGCUGAGGAGGAGCCUGAGCCUAUCUUUGAUGGCACAGAAGUUCCUGGGAUGGAGGCUAACCGAAGUUCAUCAACUCGUUCCUUGGAUCUGGAUCCAGAGGAAGAGGGAUCUGUGUGGCCUGAGAAAGCAGUGGCACUUAAGAAUUUUGUGAAGGAGAAGGGUACAGUUGCAGUGAGCAGUGUCCUGCGUCGCCUUUCUUUUAAGAGAUAUGAAGUUGAACAGGCCCCUCUUGGUGUAGAUAAGGACACUUCAGAUUAUGCUAAGCUUGGGGAACAAACUGCAAUGUCUCCAAAAACUGCAGAAAGAUCUGCUUGGAAUCCCCUAAACUACAUUAAGAUGUCGCAUGAUGGUGAUGGAGAAAGCAAAGCUGAGCAGGGGGAGAAUAUCAUUGAAGAAUCACUUCUACCUAUUGUCACAAAAGGAAGAAUUAUACUUUACACAAGGUUAGGAUGCCGAGAUUGUAGAGAAGUUAGGUUGUUUCUGCGCAGGAAAAGGCUUAGAUAUGUUGAGAUCAACAUUGAUUUAUAUCCCAGUAGAAAGUUGGAGCUAGAGAAGUUCUCUGGGUCUUGUGUUGUUCCUAAGGUCUUCUUUAAUGAAGUAUUGAUUGGAGGCUUGAGCGAACUCAAAGACUUAGACAAGUCUGGCAAGCUUGAUGAGAAGAUUGAUUUUUUGAUUGCUGAAGUAUCAUCAGCUGAAGCUCCUUUACCACCUCUUUCUGGUGAAGAUGAUGUGUCCAGUAAUGGGCCUGUUGAUGAACUAGCUCUAAUUGUCCGAAAAAUGAAAGCAACUAUUGUUGUUAAGGAUCGGUUUUACAAGAUGCGCAGGUUCACUAAUUGUUUUCUAGGUUCUGAAGUGGUGGAUUUCCUAUCAGAAGAUCAGUACUUGGAAAGGGAAGAGGCUGUUGAAUUUGGGAGAAAGCUUGCCAAGGAACUCUUCUUUCAGCAUGUUCUUGAUGAGAAUCUAUUCGAGGAUGGUAACCACUUGUAUCGGUUCUUGGACGAUGAUCCUACUGUGUCAUCUCAAUGUCACAACAUUCCAAGGGGUAUAAUUGAACUGAAGCCUAAGCCCAUCACUGACGUUGCAUCAAGGCUGAGAUUUUUGUCCUAUGCCAUUUUUGAAGCCUAUGUAUCAGAAGAUGGUAGACAUGUUGAUUAUAGAAGUAUUCAUGGAAGUGAGGAAUUUGCAAGGUACUUAAGAAUAGUUCAAGAGCUCCAAAGAGUAGGAGUGCAAGACAUGCCAAGGGAGGAGAAGCUCGCCUUCUUCAUAAAUUUGUACAAUAUGAUGGCCAUCCAUGCAAUAUUAGUGCUGGGUCAUCCAGCUGGUCAAUUGGAACGAAGGAAGCUGUUUGGAGACUUCAAGUAUGUUGUUGGUGGGUGCACAUACUCACUUUCAUCUAUUCAGAAUGGCAUUUUAAGGGGCAAUCAAAGGCCGCCAUACAAUCUUUUGAAACCGUUUGGUGUAAAAGAUAAACGUUCACAGGUGGCUCUACUCUAUUCGGAGCCUCUAAUUCACUUCGCCCUGGUUUGUGGCACCCGAUCUGGGCCUGCUCUUCGAUGCUACUCUCCUGUGAACAUUGAUGAAGAGCUGAUGGAUGCAGCUCGGGAUUUCGUAAGAGCUGGUGGACUUAUUGUUGAUUUGUGUGGCAAGGUCGCAUAUGCUAGUAAGAUCCUCAAAUGGUUUAGCGUUGACUUUGGCAAGAAUGAGGUAGAGGUAUUGAAACAUGUCUCAAAUUACUUAGAGCCAACUGACUCUGAAGCUUUGCUGGGGAUGCUUGCUGAUGUUCAGUUGAAGGUGAUAUACCAGCCGUAUGAUUGGGGAUUGAACUGUUAGGGUUAGACUACUUUUUUUCUAUAGUCCUUAUACUUGAUCAUAAAGGUUUCCCUGAUUUACAAAAUUUUCUCGAGGGAAUUAUCAAUUAUUAUGUUGCAAAAACUUGAAGAUACAUUCAACUUUAGAUAUCUGUCAGGCUACAGUUUUAUGGAAUUAAAAUAUGGUUCAAAGUUUCUUGUUUUAUUGGGUAUGUAGAAUUCCAAUGUGAUUACUUUUACCAAAUGAAAGUAUCAAAUCCAUAGUUUAACUUACAUGUAUCUUGGGCAAGGAUAGUCUGGAAUGGAUCAUAGUGCAUUAUCAUUUAGCCUCCUCCAUGUCUCUUUGGUUCAGAAGUAUUACAUUCAAUUUCAUUAUCUAAGAUGUUUUUCACUGGCAUCUACUUGUGCAAUUUCAUUAUCAUGUUGAUAAACCAUCUAUCUAUACUUUUAAUUUUUCUACUACCUCCCCCUAAAAGAAAGGCAUUUUCGUCCACAAAUAAUUUUUUAAUUCAAGCGUAAAAACGCUAGGAAGGACAUUGGACUUGCUUGGUGCAAAUUGAUCGGGCCUCCUUGGCCCAAGAAGCCAUUCUUCUAUGUUGUAUUCCUCAGCCUAACUCUUGAUAGCCUCAGGAUAUUCACGCUUUGCAGCAGCGAGGUACGUAGGCAGAAAAAGAGAAUAGCAUUAGGUGCUAAUGGGGAUUAAGUUGGGCUUGUUUGCAAGAGAUUCGAAAAAAAGAGAUAGGGAUAUCAAAACAAACUUGAUAAGUCUAAAAUCUGUAAGGAGUGCACGCCUUCUAGUUACUCUCCAAAGCUUGAUUGCACCCCAAGUGCCUAACUGACUCACUGACUUAUAUUCCCAUACAAUAUAACACAUGUUCUCCUCAAAACCCUUGCCUUCACCAUUGCCAUUUACCACUACUAAUUUUCGUUUUGGACACCCAAAAUGUGGCCUUAUUCUCAUUUACUUUUGAUAGAACAUGAAAAUGAAAGAAAGAA
Messenger RNA from Durio zibethinus, 3511 nucleotides. RefSeq lists its product as uncharacterized. The record is from RefSeq and is a predicted model, not a curated record. Gene Ontology annotation, biological process: intracellular signal transduction. NCBI's taxonomy places the organism in Eukaryota, Viridiplantae, Streptophyta, Magnoliopsida, Malvales, Malvaceae.